Messenger RNA from Pararge aegeria (speckled wood butterfly), 8375 nucleotides. It is a transcript of the gene lqf, whose product is annotated as epsin-1. The transcript has 14 exons. Gene Ontology annotation, molecular function: clathrin binding; phospholipid binding. Gene Ontology annotation, biological process: endocytosis. Gene Ontology annotation, cellular component: plasma membrane; endosome; clathrin vesicle coat. Bases 229 to 1950 code for a protein of 573 amino acids. The record is from RefSeq and is a predicted model, not a curated record. Lineage: Eukaryota; Metazoa; Arthropoda; Insecta; Lepidoptera; Nymphalidae.
UUGUCAUGAAUGAGGCGAUUUUUGCCUAAAUCGUCAAAAAGUGUUUUGUUAAUUUUGUUUGGACUAAAUUUCUACAAAAAUUAACAGUAAAACCAGUUUUAACGUGUUGUGAAACGUGACAGUAAUAUAAUGUGUGAUAUAGAUUUAUGUUGAUAAGACUGAAAGAGGGAAUUAAUUUUUAAAGGACCAUUGCUUAUUUUUGGUAGCACUUGACUGCAAUCUCAUCAGAUGAUGCCCCGCUCCCGGGACGAUAUGCAAGUAAACGUGGCGGGCCUAAGGAGAAAUAUUAAAAACCUCGCGCACAACUAUUCAGAUGCCCAGGUCAAAGUGCGCGAGGCAACUUCAAACGACCCAUGGGGCCCAUCAAGCACUCUCAUGGCGGAGAUCGCCGACCUCACAUACAACGUCAUGGCGUUCACGGAGAUCAUGCAGAUGAUCUGGAAACGCCUGAACGACCACGGCAAGAACUGGCGGCACGUGUACAAAGCCUUAGUGCUCAUGGAGUAUUUAAUAAAGACUGGCAGUGAAAAGGUGGCCAUGCAAUGCAAGGAGAACAUAUUCGCCAUACACACGCUCAAGGAUUUCCAGUAUAUGGAGGAAGGGAAGGAUCAAGGUCUAAAUGUUCGAGAGAAAGCGAAACAGUUGGUGAACCUGUUGAAAGAUGAGGAGAGGCUCAAAAACGAGCGCGCCCGGGCGCUCAAGGCCAAACAGCGGUUCGCGCAGAGCGCCAGUGCGUUCGGCAGCGACGGAGCCCUGGACACGCCUUCCAGCCCCACCUACCCCGCGCUGGGCAGCGAGCCGGCGGAGUGGGCGGGCGGGCGCGAGACGGAGCUGGCGCGCCCGCUCACGGCCGGCGAGGAGGAACUCCAGCUACAGCUGGCGCUCGCCAUGUCGCGCGAGGAGGCGGAGCGCGAGGAGCGGCGCCGGCGCUCCGACGACGUGCGCCUGCAGCUCGCCAUCAGCCAGUCGCAGAACGACUUCCAAACAGACGACCUUCGUCCGCAGUUGUCCAUCAGUCAGUCACAGUAUGGCCUCCAGGCAACGCCAGUAGACAAGAAGUCUGACCAGCAGUCCCACCUGCUGGACUUGCUGGAUGUGAACCUGGGCCCGCCCGCGCACGCGCCGCCGCCCGGCCCCGCCGCGCCGCUCGACCCCUGGGGCCUCCCUUCGCCCCCCGCGCACGCCCCCGCCGCUAGGAAACAGCCCUUCCAUUUGGAGUUCGCUCCCAUGGACACAUCACCGGACGCCUGGUCGUCUGUGGCGAGCCCUGCGAAAGACCCGUGGGCCCCCGCCGCGCUCGCCGCCCCCGCCGCCCCCGCCGCCCCCGCCGACCCCUGGGCGCCGCUGGCACAUGGCAAAUCAGCUGUGUCGCCAACGUCGCCGGCGUCGCUGCUGUCGUCGCCGUCGUCGGAGUUGGAGCAAUUCGACGCGCUGUCGCAGCGGCGGCAUAACACGCUUGACCAGGUUGACUCGCAAGCGCCGGACCCCUUCGACCUAUCACUACUCGACGGCAGCCUGGCCCCGAACACCGCGUCCCCGGCGGGCGGGGUGAAGAAGUCCCCGUCCGCGUUCCUCGGGGAGAACUCGUCGCUCGUCAACCUGGAGCGACUGCUGCAACCGUCGGGCCCCGAGCCCGCCGCGCCCAACCCCUUCACGAACGACCAGAGGCAGCUAUUCGCCCCCCCGCCGCCGGCGAAACUGUCGAUCAACGAAAUCAAGCAACAACAGAUGGGCCUAGCGUACCCUACUACGUCACCAGGGUUCCCCGCACUCGGCUCGAUGGCGUCGACCGUGCCGCCUAUGAGCAUGGUGCCCACGAUGCCCAUGUCCAGCAUGACACCCACGAUGGGCGUGGGCGUCGCGUCGCCAGACCCAUGGGCGCCCGUGCGCGCUGCGUCGCCGUGGUCCCCGCCCGCAACAAGACAUACACCCAACCCCUUCCUUUCCUAGCCACAGACGGCCGGUGCCGCGUCGCGCCCGCACCGCCUCGCUUGCAUCGCCGCCGCGGGCCCGCACUCGCUGUAACGUCGCCACACGACACACAAACCCGACUCCCCCAACACAUGCUCGCUGGCUAAACUAACUCCGUCGUAAACUACACUACACCGUACCUAUCUAUCACUAACUGAACUCAAAUUAUAGCAUUGCAUUUUGAGCUUUAUAUCAUGUGUCAUUAGGUGUUCUUUGAUGUGUAUGACGAGUAACCAUUAACCUUAAUUUUGAGUACUGGACUUCUGUCCAUAUAAACCAAUGACAUUUGAAGGGCCACAUUUGACAUUAAGUCCAUCUUUUCUAACCUGUCUUUUGUAAACAAUACAUUCAUUAUUUUUAUUUUAUUUUUUUGUGUAAAGUAUGUUUUAAGAAAAACCAAUGUGUUAGGAUAAACAAGAACAAAUGAAAUAAGAAGAAAUACUGUUCAUGAAUGUAUGCGUUUAUUAGUUUUUUAUAUCAUAAUAAGACAUGUAAGAAAAAAUGGAGUUGUUAGCUCUGGAACUAAUAAUAUAAUAGUUUUUAGUUCCUCGGACACUUGUAAUACAGUGUCACACAUCAAGUGACAGCAUCCUGUCCAGUGGUAACGGAGGUCAGUGCGCGUGGCGUAUGAAAAAGUAAAAAUUAUGCCUUAUGUAGCUCACUAUUCAACGAUUUCUUUUGAGUCGAGAUGGCGAUAAUCGAUAUGGUGCGUUGAGGUGUUAAUACCGCCUUUCCACCAAAGGUGUCUGUAGAACUAUAUACAAAUAUUAAGAGAGGCCAUUUGUACCCAUUUUUGGGUUAUUCUCGGCAGGCAGGUCAACCCGGGUACAAGCAUUGAGGCUUUGCUGAUAUUCGAUAGGUAGGAUUACUACUACGUUAUAGGUUUUUUUUGCCGUUUUAAAAAAGCUACAGCCUGCCUUCUUGUCUUAGGGCCCAGUGGUGCUAGGUGCAGUAAUAGCUCCUCUUAAAGAUUCAAUGGUUGAAAAAGUAUUACUAGAUGACGUCACUUGGAUUGCAAGAAAUAAAUCUUAUUUCAAAUCACACACCCAGGUGGAAAACAAGCCUAAGACUGGUCGCACAUUGGCCUCAAUCGCUGAAAAGAAUUUAGUCGCUUUAAUCUUUAUUGAAACCAAGCUUCUUAAAAGUUGAUUCUUAACAAUAUCAAUGCCAUCGAAUACAUCUGACAAAGUUUAAAAUAUCAACCGAAAAUUACAGUCCUUUUAUUAGAUACUUUUAUCGAUCUUCACUUCUAUCGAGAGUCCCUGAGCAGGGUAUCAGUGUCCUAUACUUCUCACGAGAUAAUUAUGUCUACCCUUUGUCUCGCCUUGUCUCAUACAAAUCGGACGAGAAAAUAGUAGACAAUUUUCUUGCGGUGCAGCAACCAGAAGGACUUGUAUGCGUGCUUUAAAAUAUUUUUUCUCUACCAGUUAUUAUUAUUUUUUUCUAUAGAGAUAGACGAGAUAUUGUGAAGACAUAAUUUUCUCGUGGCGCGCAUACUAGCCCUCCUGGAAAGUAAACCCUGUGCGAUAGAUCACUUGGUCACUCAUAUACAGUCACAGUAAAUUAUGCAGUAGUUGAAUGGAUGUACUCAAGCGAGAGUAGCUAAUGUACGAUCAUCCUAAAGUGAAAAGAUAGAUGGCACAUAUAAACCUUUAUUGCACAUUGUUGAAGUUUCUUUAUCUGUUGUUCUGAACUGAAUCAUUUCGAAUAAUACCUUAGUUUGAGAUUCGUGUUUUGGCAUUCGUAGUGCGUGCGUAGUUUCGGGUACCUUAACUCAAUAUAAAAUGGACCUUAAAGCGAUGGUUUAAAGCUUAAAUUAAUUCACGCUACUCACAGCAAACACGAGUGAAAUAAAUCAGCAGUGCAGAUUACACGACUAUGAAACCAGAUACGUAGUGUUCCUUUUCAUUUCGCGACUAUAGUGUUAGUCGUUAAAACUCUUGGUAUGCAAUUUGUAUACUAAGGAUACCGUCUAUUUUAAUUAAGUCUUCGGCAUUAAAACUUCCAAUCACAUAAACCAAGAUGGCGAUAUUUAGAGCAAUAUAAUAAAAAAGUGCAUUUUAACAGCUCACAAGACAUUCAUUAUAUUGAAUUUAAUAAAUUUAAAUGAUUAUGUACGUAUUUUGACAAAAUUAUCUUAGAAAGAUAUUUUCUUUCUAUAUAAUAUUUCGAGUGUUAUAUUGAUGUGCGUGAAAUCUAAGAUAAUAUUUAAGAAAUAAAAACUAAAAUCGAUAAUGUGGUGAUAGGUUUAAAUUUAAUGUAAGGUACAUAGAGAUAGUAGAAUGAUGUGUAAACUAUACAUAAUGUAAAUGAAACGUUUUAUAUACGACGGAUAAAAUAUUUUCCCGUGUGAUACAGUGUUUUUGAGACUCGCAACAUAUGGCUGCUACCGAAACGAAUACAUAAAGGAAGGUUCGAUUAUUGAUAAUGAUUUCAUGCUUAAUUGAUGAACCAAUAUAGAAAAUACGGAUAAAUAUAUCCAAACAAGUGUACAGUAAUGAAAAUUAUUCUCACAAAAUUUUAGGCACUUAAAAACUUGUCGAUUUUGGGCCGGAAAAAAUAAUUCAUAAAUCCUAACAUUUUUAGAAUAUAAUUGCAAAUUCAGUGUCUACAUUUGAACCGUCCAAAUCUUUCUUUAUCGAAUGGUUUUGGAUGCUGCCAUACACGGCUGAUUCUAAAAUCGCAUCGUGUAUAAGCUGGUGUGAUUCAAAUAUGGCAGUGUGCGUUAAGAAAUAUGUGAGCAAACUCCAUUUUUGGUGAAUUGCACGAGAUUUCUCUAGAUGUGAAGCUUCUUUGGGUCAUUUGCUUGUAUAUAAUGUAAGUUUAGUUUGGGUUGCGUUGGAUUUGCUCAAGUACGGCCCGAAACGUGACCAACAAAGGCUUUUUUGUUUUUAACAUUUAACUUAAGAAAAACUUUCUGUUUAAUUAUGGGAAGGUAAUAUUUUUCCAUUCUCUUAAUUUUUUGUUAUUUCUUGGCAUAAAGUAGGUAUGUUUUUAAAGUAUUAAAAAAAAACCUUUACCGUAAAUUAAUAUUUUAAAGUGUACAAUAAAAGAAAGGCAAGUCGUUUACAUUAUAGGUCGUGUAAGAAAAUGUUAAAUAUAUAGUCUGUUACAUAAGUUGCAGCGGGUUAAUUAAAUGGAUUAAAAUAAUAGAAACAUCUUAUUGUUGCGAGUGUCACUGCAAGUGCGAUUUGUGAUGUCAUAUGUGCUAUGUUGUAGACAUCAGAAAACAUAUACUAACUAAUUUAUUUAUUAAAGACACUCUACAUGCAAAACUUUAGAAUUGCAUACAGUAAUGAAAUUAAACUUCAAUGCUAAAGGGUAUUUAUUGCAGGUAUGAUAUGUUUGUUUAUGAUUUUAUGUAUCCCGGCCAAAAGAAGUUUCACUAAAAACUUAUCACUAUUUCUGAACGCACAUAUUAUGGGAGACUUAGAAUAGCACGGUCAGACAACACUAGAGCAAUAGUAUUGCGUUAGACCGACCGCUGGGCACGCCCAGCGUUUAUUUAUAUAUGUAAUACAAUGACAUCAAUAUGUAAGAUGCUGAUGUUAACACGAUUGGGGUGUCCCCGGGUCGACUGUAUAGGGAAUUAAAAUAUAUUACUUAAGACUUUCGCGGUGCAAGUAUUAUAUUCAUAAGUUGGCUUUCCCUUAUCGUAUCAACCAAUGGGAUGUAAGUAUCUCAUGGUGCCACGGGUCUAAAUCCUUCACGCCCGCUGAGCUGAGGAUCUCCUCAUUUCAGGAAGGCAAAAGGCUUUAUUUUAUUGAUUUUGAUUUGUUGUUGGUAAAAUUGAUGACUAUUACUUUUUUAUCAAAUUAAUCCAAACCGAAAUUUACAAAAUUACCUGUUAUUUUUUUUACUUAUCUGCCAUAUUGUGACGACACAUACUAAAAAAGACAAAUCGAUUGACAUUCUAAUUAUUAAUAAUUUGCUUCGCUGUAAUUAGUAGAGAAAGUACAGACUUGCUGCAUAUCAACUUAAAACCGACUCUAGUCAGAUUAAAGAAUUUAAAAUGUGAACUUUAUUUUAUGGUACAAAGUAUAGUUUCAAAAAAAGAUAAUAUUUGCACCGUCUGAAGUCCGCCCGAUCCACAAUCUUGGGCAACGAGAUUGAGGUGUAAAUCGUGCCUUAGAUAAAAUUUGUGUUGCGUCGUGCUGUGCGUUUUGCGUUGUGCGGCGACUAGACGUGCUGGGCUGUAGCGCAACAGACGGGGGAAAUACGAAAGGUUGAAAUUUCUAUAACGAAAAUAAAUUAUUUAUUAUUUAAUAAUCAUGAUUUUAUUAAUAUAAAAAUCAUAAAUCAAUUCCUGUUGUUGUUUUUAUUUGUCCCCUUCCGGAGAGGCAAAGAUUAAUAAUCAUACAGCCUAUAUUCAGUUGACAUUAAUGUUGCGUUUUCACUCUAGAAUGUUAAAAAUAUAUGUACCUAAGUGUGGACACAGUUUAAAAUAAAAUGCACUGCGCCUUCACCAAUUAUUUGGUAGCAGCAGUCUAUUUUCUAUGCUGACUGGAGCAUGCGCCACGAACUAGGGUUUUUACGAACUCAUUUACGUUUUUAGUUGUAUUGGUUUAACGAAUUUGAUAUAACUAAAUUUUGCAUAUAUCUAGGUUAUAUGAACUGUUAUUGUUUCUAACUGACCGAAUUAUUCUAAAUCAAACUUAAUUUAUUAUUCAUAUAAUAUUAUAGUAUUUUCCGGCGUGUCUAGUAGUAUUUAUUAAACUUACAAAGAUAAUACCAUUUCACUACCGCGAGUAUAGGCUUACAAUACGCCCGAAGAUUUUUGUUACCUACAUAUAUAUAAAAGUGUUUGAUCAACUCGAAAACGAUUAUACUGUGUAGGGUAUUAAAGGUUGAAAUAAAAAUGCGACUGAACCAAAAAUACACUUCAACUCAUAUUUUUGCCCUAUUUCCAUAAUGGACUGGGUUUUUCAAAGCAUAAUUAUAUUGGCAUAGUGGUUUUAACCAAAUAGUUUGUUUCAAUAUUUGUGAACAGCUUAUUCUGGGAGUUAUCACGAGUUACUGGGUUCGAUCCGAUUGUGUUUCAAGACACGAAAUCCGUUUACUUAGAAGAAGACUUGCUCCUAAUUAACUUUAACUAUUAGGAGCAAGUUUAACCGUGAUCUAUUUAUAAUAUAUAAUUGAUGCACGAUAUUCGAUUCGUCUAAUAGUUCGGAAGCUAUUCACGAUACAAGAUAUUCAAAAAGCAAUUAUUAUGCAUAACUUUUUUAGAAAUUUUUAUCGAUUGCGAAAUCGUAAAUGGUAAUUAUGUAUAAAUGCAAAAUUGUGAUACAGCGGGCGAGUGCUUGAUGUACAGCUCCUUCAGACAUGCCAACUGCCAACUGACCGCUGGGCCUCAUCCUCAAAAAAAAAAGCUCCUAGUUAACGGAAAACUUAAUAAAAUAUUAAAUGUAUAAAAACGUAUAAAGCUGUACACUUAUUACGGUUUGGCGGUUCAGCCGAAUUGUUCGUACGUUUACAGAUUAGUUGACUAAUAAGCUGGAUUUACGGAGUCGAGAGACUAUAUUAUAUAAUGUUCGAUAGACCCAAACACCAUUGUGUUUUUGAUGUACAAACUGUACUAAACGGGAUAAGUUGAAAUAUAAUUUUGAAAACUGUAAAUAUGAACGCGCGUUAUCAUAUGCAAAAAUUUUUUGACACAUCUGGAGAAGUUUCGGAAACGUCCAGACGACAGAUACGCGCUUUUAAACGUUUGUGUGUGUUUGUGUUGCGUACAAAAUAUUCCAUUUUAUAUGUGUAGGUAUGUGGUGUAUUGAUAUAUUUAAUACCAUCAAUUAUUGAUAGUCGAAGUUGUGUUAUGGCAACACAGCGAUAGGUUAAUAAUGUGCAGAAACCCAAAGCCGCUAAAUCCAAUAUAAAUAAAAUAAAAAAAAAAACAAUUUGCAACUCCAUGCUCCAUGCCGAGUUAACUACCAAUGAAAAUGGGUAGAUGAUAGAUAUAUUAUAUACAAGUUUUUUUCUCUAAUAAUUGGAUUAACGGCUACGGUUAUUUGCCUUUUUAGGUCAAACAAAUUAAAGUUUUCACAUUGUCUUACUUUACUUUAAAUGUCGGUGGGUUGCCAGAGCAAAACUUUACGUUUACAAUGUGCGUGUGCUAUCUCCAUUAUAUCAUUAUUAUUAUAUUAUGUAAUCAUUUUUUGAAUCAUGUAUUUGAAUUAUAAACUGGCGAACGCAUCUGACUAACUUUUCUUGAUGCUUUAUAAUUUUUUUUGGUCGGAUUCGAUGGUUUUUCAAUGUUUAUCAAUUAUUUUGUAGAUAAAUUAUUUUUAAUAUAUUAAUGUUUUGACCAAUAAAAUGCGUCGAGUCUAAUCCAAUUUUCACUUAGCUAGGGAGAAACUGUAAAGAUUAAUGUAACUAUUUAAUUAAAAUAUAUAAGUUUUUCAAAAUGA